AUGGUUGCGAAGGAAGGAGCGGAGUUCUGCGGCCAGCACAUGCAAGAUAAUUUGAGGCGGAAGUGCGUGUAUUGCAAGAGUAUGAUUGAAGACUCGCGCAUGGCAAAACACAUGAAAAAGUGCAACAUCUACACUCAAAGUCUCGUCAAACCAAAAUACUACAACGAAAAAGUCAACCUCGACAAGACCAAACUAACAGAGGAAGAUUUGAAACAUGCGAAUAUGAAGCUGACUGAUUUUGAAGUCGAAGAUGUCAAGAAAAUCGUUGAGCUCUUGAAAGACGGAAAAGUCGAAAAUUUUUCGAGAAGGGAAAACUUUCAACCGAGCUUUUUCAAAAAUCUGGAGGAGGAAAUCGAAGCGAAUAAAGGUAAUGCGAAAGUUCUCAAGCAUCUGAUGCAGCAAAGUUCAUUAUUGGAGAUUAUGGAUAAAGAGGGUCUUCUUACUAAUGGAAAUUGCUUCAUUGAGCUUGGAGCAGGGACAGGAGGAUUGUCAGAGAAAGUGGCUGAAGCACUAGAUAAGUCAAAAUUCAUCAUCGUUGAUCGAGGAAGCUUCAGGAAGAAAAAAGAAAACGCAUUUCUCAAUGACGGGCGGAAUGCUUUUGAACGAGUGAAGGGAGAUAUCGCUGACUUUGAUCCAAAGCUCCUUCCCAAAUCUUCAGACGAAAAUUCUCAAAGUCUUACUAUCUCCAUCGCAAAACAUCUCUGCGGCUCGGCCACCGAUUUGGCGAUUGAGUGCGCCACGAGGAUUGAAAAUUUCGGCGGUAUUCUUGUUGCAAGCUGCUGUCAUCAUAAAUGUGCUUGGCAGAGUUUUUCCUCACGCGAGUUGCUUCACGAAAAUUUUAAAUCUUCAAAGAGAUUCCGCUUGCUGACUCUUCUGAGUUCCUGGUUCACCUGUGGGUUUCAGAAAAGCGAUGAUACUUCUGAAAAAGACAAGUAUGGACUGACAGUUGACGAGAAAAUCGAAGUUGGAGCCUUGGCAAAAGCUGUUAUUGAUAAUGCGAGGAGGGAUUAUUUGUUGAAAACGUUUCCUCAUCUGACUGCGAAAACUCUUCAGUACUGUAGCCUUGAGACAAGUUUGGAAAGUUCUGCUAUCGUUCUCUCUUAA
Messenger RNA from Oikopleura dioica, 1104 nucleotides. The record is from the annotation of a GenBank genome assembly. NCBI's taxonomy places the organism in Eukaryota, Metazoa, Chordata, Appendicularia, Copelata, Oikopleuridae.